AUGGACACGUUUCCCUCAAAAUCAAAGCAAAAAUAUUUCACUCACGGCCUUUCUGGCUGUGCCAUUUUCUCAAUUACUCUAUCUGUCACUAUUCUGAUAUGGGGAGCAUAUCUGGUUGGGACGAACCGCGACCGUCUGGUCAGCAACGGCCGGGGGAAAUCCCCUAUUCCAAAUGUACCACUGCUUAAAGAACCUGUUGUUUUCCAAAUGGAUAAGCGCUGGGAGGGAUCAGACCCCGAAACUCACAAACUCUGGGAAACUGAACACCUUGGUGGUUUUCAGUAUACUUUCGUUGUCGAUAAUCCACGGGACUAUGGUUUACAGAUAGGGUUGCCAGAUGGAGCUCAUGAACGAUUUGUCAUGAGCAUGCAUCACCAGCUACAUUGCCUGGCAAGUAUUCGCAUGGCCUAUUUCAAUCAAACUGACUCUCAUAAACAUCGACGGGAGGACGUGUCUCAGGAGGAAAUAGUAAAAGCGAAACUUUUAAGUCACCUCCAUGUUGAUAAUUGCUUCGACUAUCUGAGGCAGGCAGUCCAAUGUUCCGCGGACACCACCAUUGAAUGGCCGCGGGUGGAAAAAGACGGACGGAGAAUGGAAACUGAUGGCUGGGGCGUUCCCCAUCAUGAAUGCAAGGACCUGAGCAUAAUCAAAAACUUUAUUGCACAGCAUCAAUAA
Molecule: messenger RNA, 675 nt
Organism: Paracoccidioides brasiliensis Pb18
Exons: 3
Coding region: 1-675 (224 amino acids)
Biological process (GO): mycotoxin biosynthetic process
Source: RefSeq, a predicted model, not a curated record